Nylanderia fulva is the source of this 1935-nucleotide messenger RNA. Its product is annotated as eukaryotic initiation factor 4A-III. The record is from RefSeq and is a predicted model, not a curated record. Lineage: Eukaryota; Metazoa; Arthropoda; Insecta; Hymenoptera; Formicidae. Gene Ontology annotation, molecular function: RNA helicase activity; ATP binding; nucleic acid binding.
UAAAAUACACGCGAACGACGUCGAAUAGACACAUGGAAAUUCCGUGAUUUCGACGCUUACGACUUGUUGUCACUUUUCGCAAAGCACUCGAAAGUUGUUUCAAAGCUCAGGAGAUUCGUUGAAAGGAAACGAAAGACAGAACUUUGGACGAACCUUUUGUGGAACUGCACUCCAUCGUCGAACGGAGACGUAAAAUACGCUUCGAGAAAAAUGGCGGAGAAAUCGUCACGUCGUGUGGCCCAAACGGAGGAUUUAUCGAACGUCGAGUUUGAAACCAGCGAAGAUGUCGAGGUUAUUCCUACGUUCGAUAACAUGGGUCUUCGCGACGAAUUAUUACGCGGCAUCUACGCAUACGGGUUUGAGAAGCCAUCUGCUAUUCAACAACGAUCCAUUAAACCUAUUAUGAAGGGCAGAGAUGUGAUAGCGCAAGCACAAUCUGGUACAGGAAAAACCGCUACUUUCUCGGUUGCAAUAUUGCAAUCAUUGGACACACAAGUACGAGAAACUCAAGUUCUGGUCUUGUCUCCUACUCGAGAACUUGCGACUCAAAUUCAAAAAGUCAUCCUUGCGUUAGGAGACUUUAUGAAUGUGCAAUGUCACGCUUGUAUCGGUGGUACAAAUCUUGGAGAAGAUAUCAGAAAACUGGAUUAUGGUCAACAUGUUGUAUCUGGCACACCUGGUAGAGUAUUUGAUAUGAUCAAAAGGCGGGUAUUGAGAACUAGAGCUAUCAAAAUGUUAGUGCUGGAUGAAUCCGACGAGAUGUUGAACAAAGGUUUCAAAGAACAAAUUUAUGACGUAUAUCGAUAUCUACCACCGGCGACACAAGUGGUUUUAGUUUCAGCCACUUUGCCACACGAAAUUCUUGAAAUGACCAGUAAAUUUAUGACUGAUCCUAUUCGUAUUCUUGUCAAACGUGAUGAAUUGACAUUGGAAGGAAUUAAACAAUUCUUUGUCGCUGUAGAACGCGAAGAGUGGAAAUUUGACACACUUUGUGACUUGUAUGACACAUUAACGAUAACACAAGCAGUUAUCUUUUGUAACACUAAGCGUAAAGUAGAUUGGUUGACGGAAAAGAUGCGAGAAGCUAACUUUACAGUGUGUUCUAUGCACGGAGAUAUGCCCCAAAAGGAACGAGAUAACAUAAUGAAAGAAUUUCGAUCUGGUCAGAGUCGCGUGUUAAUUACGACGGAUGUCUGGGCGAGAGGUAUCGACGUUCAGCAAGUGUCACUCGUAAUUAAUUACGAUUUACCUAACAAUCGUGAAUUAUACAUUCAUAGAAUAGGACGAUCAGGACGUUUCGGUCGUAAGGGUGUUUCGAUAAACUUUGUAAAAACUGACGAUAUCAGGAUUCUUCGAGAUAUCGAGCAGUAUUACUCUACACAAAUAGACGAAAUGCCGAUGAACGUUGCCGACCUGAUAUAAAAGAGCUAAGCUUAUAUAAUAUGUUUAACUUCUUCACACAAUAAAACAACAAUUUCUUUAACUUUAUGAAUAUCAUUUAGCUAUACACUUUUCACGUAUAGAUUACUUAUUCAGAAAAUAAAAUUCUAAUUCUAUCUGAAAAUAUAACAUGGCAACAAAAAACUUUAGUUGAGAACUCUAACGAAUAUCAUACGGUUUUAAGAUCAUUUUAGUUGGUAAUAUUAAUACUUUAUUGUUCUCUCCCUCUUUUAUAAAAAUAAUAUUAAUAUAAUAUUAUUCACACAUGAUAGCUAAGUUGCUCAGUGAAUAGAGAUUACAUGAUGAUUAGUAGGUUUGAGUAUUUUAUAUGUGGAUAAGACAUGUUGGUCUUGAAUUUAAUUCUGAUCAGUUAUCUUAUAUUUUUUUGAUUAAGAGAAUUUACUCAUUUAUAACACAAUAUAUUUUCGAAUCUAAAUGUCAAGUGGAAAUUUAUUCAUUUCACAGCUUUCAAUAAUAAAAUUAUAUGAAUUUAAA